Molecule: messenger RNA, 876 nt
Organism: Cavenderia fasciculata
Lineage: Eukaryota; Evosea; Eumycetozoa; Acytosteliales; Cavenderiaceae
Gene: rps2
Product: ribosomal protein S2
Exons: 2
Coding region: 1-876 (291 amino acids)
Biological process (GO): translation
Cellular component (GO): cytosolic small ribosomal subunit; ribosome
Molecular function (GO): structural constituent of ribosome; RNA binding
Source: RefSeq, a predicted model, not a curated record
AUGGCUGAACCACAAUCCGCCGAUCAAAGAACCCCAGCUUCAACUGCUGCCAGACGUACCCCAGGAGGUGACCGUAGAACCAACGACCGUCGUGGUGGUGCUCCACAACGUGGUGGUGCCCGUCCACAACGUGGUGGUCGUGGUGGUGACGACAAGAAGUGGACCCCAGUUACUAAACUCGGUCGUCUUGUGAACUUGGGUCUCAUCAAAGACAUCCAUGACAUUUACAUGUUCUCUUUGCCAAUCAAAGAGCAUCAAAUCGUCGAUCGUUUCCUUACCCUCAAGGACGAAGUCAUGAAGAUCAUGCCAGUUCAAAAGCAAACCCGUGCCGGUCAACGUACCCGUUUCAAAGCCUUCGUCGUCGUUGGUGACUCUAACGGUCAUGUCGGUCUCGGUGUAAAGUGUGCCAAGGAAGUUGCCACCGCCAUCUCUGGUGCCAUCAUUGCUGCCAAGCUCUCUGUCAUUCCAGUCCGUCGUGGUUACUGGGGCAACAAGCUCGGUGCUCCACACACUGUCCCAACCAAGAUCACCGGUAAGUGUGGUUCUGUCUCACUCCGUUUGGUCCCAGCACCACGUGGUACUGGUAUCGUUGCUGCCCGUACCCCAAAGGUACUUCUCCAAUACGCUGGUGUUGAGGAUGUUUAUACCUCCUCUUCCGGUAAGACUCGUACCAUGGAUAAAUUGGGCCCUUUGACUGAACAAGGCCCUCAGAUUCACUAUUGUCCUUACCUUUGGUUUGAAUUAAUUCAAACCUGUUCGAAAAGUGGAAAAUAUUGUUAUAAACAAAACUGUUUGAUGGUUAGACUUGAUACAUUUAUUUCUUCAAUUGGACAAGAAUACAUGAACAAGUUGGGCAAAACCAAUUUGUCAAAUUAA